This is a messenger RNA of Sorex fumeus (smoky shrew), 1421 nucleotides long. It is a transcript of the gene OSCP1, whose product is annotated as organic solute carrier partner 1. The record is from RefSeq and is a predicted model, not a curated record. Gene Ontology annotation, cellular component: plasma membrane; cytoplasm. Lineage: Eukaryota; Metazoa; Chordata; Mammalia; Eulipotyphla; Soricidae. Bases 88 to 1257 code for a protein of 389 amino acids. The transcript is spliced from 11 exons. Gene Ontology annotation, biological process: transport.
AACCAGGCCUCGGAGACGCGAUUGCGGGAAAUCGGGGUCUCUGGCUACACCCUGGGUACGUUUCCCACGCUCCUUGCUCCCGACACCAUGUCGGUGCGCACGCUUCCGCUGCUCUUCUUGAACUUGGGCGGGGAGAUGCUUUAUAUCUUGGAUCAGCGACUGCGGGCUCAGAACAUCCCCGGAGACAAGGCCCGCAAAGAUGAAUGGACAGAGGUGGACAGAAAACGAGUUCUGAAUGACAUCAUCUCCACCAUGUUCAAUCGGAAGUUUAUGGAGGAAUUAUUUAAGCCCCAGGAGCUGUACUCUAAGAAGGCCCUAAGGACUGUCUACGACCGCCUGGCCCAUUCCUCCAUUAUGAGACUGAACCAGGCCAGUAUGGACAAGCUCUACGACCUGAUGACCAUGGCCUUCAAACACCAAGUAUUGCUGUGUCCCCGGCCCAAGGAUGUGCUGUUGAUCACUUUCAAUCACUUGGAUGCCAUCAAGGGAUUCGUGCGGGACUCGCCGACCAUCGUGCAUCAAGUGGACGAGACUUUUCGGCAGCUGAUGGAUAUAUAUGGGGGUCUCUCUGCCGGGGAAUUCCAGCUGAUCCGGCAGACGCUGCUCAUCUUCUUCCAGGACCUGCACAUCCGGGUGUCCAUAUUCCUCAAAGACAAAGUUCAGAAUUCCAAUGGGCGCUUUGUGCUGCCAGUGUCCGGACCCGUGCCCUGGGGGACGGAAGUUCCUGGACUCAUCAGAAUGUUCAACAGCAAAGGCCAGGAGGUGAAGAAGGUAGAAUUCAAGCACGGUGGAAGCUACGUCACAGCCUUGAAAGAAGGUUCUUUGGAACUCUCUGGAGACCGAGUUCUGAAGCUGGGAACGAAUAUGUACAGUGCGAGUCGGCCCGUGGAAACCCACAUAUCGGGGGCGUCACAGAGCGUGGCUGCGCGGACACAGGAGAGCAUUGUUCCCAACCCUCUUGCCAAAGAAGAGCUGAACUUCUUAGCCAGGCUGAUGGGAGGAAUGGAGAUUAAGAAAUCCGGUGGCCCCGAGCCAGGAUUCCGGCUGAAUCUCUUUACCACGGAUGAAGAGGAGGAGCACGCUGCUCUGACCAGGCCCGAGGAGUUGUCCUAUGAAGUCAUCAACAUUCAGGCCAUCCAGGACCAGCAAAGGAACCAAGAGCUGGCGCGGAUCAUGGGGGCAUUUGAGCCCACAGAGCAGCAGAGACAGAGUGCCAGCAAGGGGGACGACCUGCUCGCCAUGAUGGAUGAGUUAUAGCAGUGCCCCCGCGAGAGGCUGCCAGAAGCAGAGCCCCAGGGGAGGCCCGGGGUUCGGAGUGCUGCCACUAGCUUUUCUAAGCACGAAGCCGUGCCCUGCCGUCGGAACCGUCUCUUCUGUCAGAACUGUGGGAGACCUCGGGAGCACGCACUUUCUCCAAAAUA